AGCCGCGCGCCGGAAGGAGCCGUCGCCUCUGCAAUGGCGGCGGGAGGCGGCCUGAGGCGGCAGGUGCGGCUGCGGGCGAGAGAGGCGGGGUCCCCCUCGGUGCCGGCUGGGGGGAGCCGCUCGUUCCGCAGCCGGCCCCCUUCCCGCGGGAGCCGCUCCUCCGCCCCGCGGCACGGCCGGGAGGGGCCAGAGGUUGCGGCCUGCCGCCCGGGGGAGCAGGAGCCAGUGCCGUGCGGGCACAGCGGGUGGUGAGACGCUGCCGCGUUGCUCUGCAUCAGGCUCGGAUGUGUCUCGUGCACAGGUUUCCGCUGGCAAAGGGCAGCUUUGGGGGCUGGGUUAGGUGUUACAAAAGUUAGUACAACUUCCUUACUGAAGUUACGGAGGCAGUCUGUGUAACUUGAAGCAUUUUAAGCCUAUUUAUGCCUGUUUAUACAAUCUUGCUCAAGCACAAGCAGAUAAUAGAAAAUUAGCUGAGUUUUCGAAGAUACUAAUGCCAACAAAGGACACGGCAUCAAUGAUUUUUACAUAAGGAAUAUUAGGGGUGCUCAUAGCUGGGAGGCCUGAAUGACUUUAGCUAAAUCAUUCGUAUAAUGCUUGAUGAUUUCUGUGGGUGACCUAAGCUUGUCAUCACAGUUUUGAAAGACAGAUUCUGUUUUCAGAUCAAUGGUUCAUCAGCGUUUAAAGUACCCUUCACAAAAUGCCAAGUUUUUAGAGCAUAAGGAAAUAAAUGUCCUCUUUAUUCUUUGUUCAUAAGAGGUAAUUCAUUUGUUUGUGCCUGAGGAGAAGGAGACAAUUCAGCCUUGAAUAUUGGGUAAUGAGGAUGAUUCCUUUUUGUUGUUUUCUGGAAGAAUAAAGAGUGUCAAAGAUGGGAGACAUUAAGUGCCCAAUUAGUGGAGACAUAUAAAAUGACCUGAAUUUUGUGCAGGAAAAGACUCCUUUCACCACAGGUUAGUUCCUUGAGGGAUCUAUGAUAAAUCUGUGGUAGUGUGUUCGGUACUUUUGUCCAUUUCUGGGGAAAUUCGGAGACUUCUAUGAAGGACAAAAUCCCUUAAAAUGGUGAAGUUGAACAUGCAGGUCUUAUGUUCCUUUGAAGACCUUUGACUUAGCACUGUAAGUCUGUGCAUUCAUGGUAACAUCUGUUUUUUUCAAGGGGGUUAUUUUUAAGAUAAGCUAAUAAGUAGCUCUUCCUAAAACAGGCAGUCUCUGCCACGGAAUUACUAGCAAUUAGGUGUCUGGUGAUCCUUUGGACCAUUGUAAUAGCAUUGGAGCAUUGCAACUUUAUUGGACAGUGUAAUCUGAUUUUUAUCUUCUAAAAUAUUGCUGGAGCAGUGUUCAGUAUCAGGAUGUUACUAAAAGCUGUGUUUGGUUUUAGGUUGAAUAUCCUGAUGCCCAACUUGCUGUGUUACUGGAGCAUGGUGGAGCUUGCAUGAUCACAUCAUCCCUGAGGUCUUUUUCAGAAACCGUCAUGAGGUCAUGUUGCUGAGCAAAACUUACUUGAUGCCUGAUAACAGAAGAGUAUCGAAUCACUUCGUGUCACCACUUCACAGGGGACUUUGGGUACUGUAGAUGUGCCUCUCACCAGCACAUCAUGCUGGAUGUAACAGAGGAGAUGGAUAGCCCCACAUUUAAAAGUGACACUGUACUUUCUGAUGUUCACUUACACUGUCCAAAUAAAAGACAUCUCAUGGUACGAUUGAAUGCAGUGGGACAACCAGUAUUCCUGUCGUAUUUCAAACUCCUGUGGAACAUAGAAGAUUUGUCAUCUGAGAAACAUGUGAGAGAAGCUACAACAGAAAGAGAACUCCAGUACCAGAGUGGAGAUGAACUGUGUGACAAGGAUAAGAAUAAUCUAAAAAAGGAAAGAGAAUUUAUAAAUGGUGAAGGAGUAGAAGCUCUGCUAGAUAAGGACGGAGACUUGGAAGUAGUCAGAAGACCUCGAAGUGCCUCUGAUUUAGAAGCAGAGGAUCUUUUGAGGGAUAGAGUAUAUCCUGUCAUUCUGAUGAAAGGGAAAGAAGAUGCUUUUGAAGAUGAAGAAGAAUGCACUCGCAGUGAUGUUGUUAAAAUAGAACAUACUAUGGCAACUCCCUUAGAAGACGUUGGUAAACAAGUCUGGCGUGCAGCCUUUCUUCUUGCUGAUUACAUUCUGUUUAAACGGGACACGUUCAGGUGUUGCUCAGUGUUAGAGCUUGGAGGUGGCACUGGAAUUACAAGCAUUAUUAUGGGAACAGUUGCCAAGAGAGUUUAUUGCACAGAUGUUGGUGAAGAUCUUCUGGCCAUGUGUGAGCAAAAUGUUACAUUAAACAAACACCUGAUGGAGCCAGGAAGAGGGGAAGUUAAAGUGAAAGAACUGGACUGGCUGAAAGAUGAAUUCUGCACUGAUCGUGAAGCUCCUUACAGCUGGUCUGAAGAAGAGAUUGCUGAUCUGCAUGACCACUGUACUGUGAUAAUAGCAGCUGAUGUGUUCUAUGAUGAUGACCUGACAGAUGCCUUGUUCAGAACGCUGUAUAGAAUCACACACAACUUGAGAAAUUCUUGCACGGUUUACCUAGCUUUAGAAAAGAGGCUGAACUUCACUUUAAGACAUAUGGAUGUUACAUGUGAAGCCUACAGUCAUUUUAGAAAUACUCUAAAUGAUUUGGAGAGCCUCCAAGACAGAAAAAUUAAAUAUGUUGUGGAGCCCGUUAAGCUUGAUUUCUGCCAGUUUCUUGUUUAUGAACGAAUGGAGCAGUUGGAAUUGUGGAAGAUCAUUGCUGAACAGCUAACAUGACAGAGACGUGAGAAACGGAAGAUCUUUAUCUGAGGAUAAAGGUUUUUUGUGAUGUUCUGUUAAAAAAGGAUUUUCAUCCCAAGAAAAGCAUUUUCCUGGUGGGACUGUGCUCUCAGAAAGUGUUGUUACACAGAUUUGCUUUACUUCAGUAAGUUUGGGGUUUGGCACUUAGGAUAUGGUUUCUUUGACAUUUCUUUUACAAAACUGUUUGAUGCUGAUCCUCAGCGUACGUGCUGGAUGCCGAACAGUGGCAGUGACACAGUGACUUGUUCUUUGGAAUCAAUGACAAGCUUUAGAUUCUCACAGAGAGGCACUUGACCUUUUCCAUGUGGCUGAUUUGUAGAUGUCAUACAUUUUCUUUUUUAGUUUUCUGAACACAGACACUGCUCUUGGUCUCUUCCAGGUUCCACAUUAUUUUGUAUGUAUGGGCAUUUGUGAAACAAUGGUCUGGGCAAAGACCUGUCUUUCAUGGACUUUUCUUCAAGAAAUCUCUUUAUGAAACUUAGUCCUUAAUUCUCAGUUUGUCCUAUCUAAAUCAUUCUAGUUCAGGGCUACUCUGUGAACUGAAAGGACACAAGAUGCAUUUUGUUUGAGCCUCUAAAAAUACUCCACAGAGUUCUUGGAGGUAUAUUGCCCUGCUGGAACUUUUAAGCUGUUCCCACCCAGGAUAAGGAUGGGAAGGUGCCUCGUGAAGUGAUACGCUACCGCUCUUUAAAUGUUUGUAAUUCUACCCUCAGUGUAUAUGUGUGAGGCUGGGGAGAACGAGGUGACCAGCAAUGUCUUGUCCAUACGAAUGGGGCCUUCAAUAUCUUAGCUUUUGGAUUAAAGUACAACGUAUUGGUCACAUCUCUCCUGUGUUAUUAAUAAAAACAAGAUCUGCUUGUACUUUUAAUAAA
Pezoporus flaviventris is the source of this 3663-nucleotide messenger RNA. It is a transcript of the gene METTL22, whose product is annotated as methyltransferase 22, Kin17 lysine. Gene Ontology annotation, molecular function: protein methyltransferase activity. Gene Ontology annotation, cellular component: nucleus. Gene Ontology annotation, biological process: protein methylation. Bases 1589 to 2767 code for a protein of 392 amino acids. Lineage: Eukaryota; Metazoa; Chordata; Aves; Psittaciformes; Psittacidae. The record is from RefSeq and is a predicted model, not a curated record. The transcript is spliced from 10 exons.